ACCGCCGCGACAGUGCAAUCAUGGCCUCAGUAUCCCUCGACGACAUCUGGAACGCUCCUGCAGAAAUACGCUCCUCCACCUCCGCCCUUCCCAUUGAGCUCAACGACAGCGACGGCGAGGCAAACGCACCACGCAAGCGAAAGCAGCCUCUCUUCUACACUUCUGAUGACGACGAGCCCCCACCCGCCUCCACACGCGCAGCCCCUUCAGCCCUAGCGCCAACAAACAAGCCGUCCAUGCCAGACAUAGACGCUCUUUUUGAGAACCUCGACGAGCCAGACGAUGUGUUCCAGGGCCUGGCACCCGCCCUCGAUUUGGAUCAGCUCCGGCGGGAAGCCGACGCGCACAAUGCGCGCACUGUGCAGGCAGAGUACUCCAGAAUACUGCCUCGGGAGAUGCAAUCCUCAAGACUCUCCGACACUCAAACGCAGAGCAAGGACAAGGACCAGAAGGGCAAAAGCGCCCUCGUGGACGAUGACGAUGGCGAGCCCGAGCAGAAGAAGAAACGGAAGCCGAUCGCAAAGCUCGAUGAAGCACGAUUGCUGGGCAAAGAUGGAUUCCCUCAGCUCUUGAAGGAUACCCAACAUUUCAGACCACGGGGAAAAGGGCAUGAAGCUGCGGACCUCGACAGCGUGCUGCAGAUAUACCAGUUUUGGACGCAUCGAAUGUAUUCAAAAAACAAGUUCCGAGACAGUGUGCAGCGCAUCGAGAAACUUUGUCACUCAAAGCGUAUGCAUGUCGCCCUCAGCGUCUGGCGGGACGAAUCAAAGGGCCUCAUCAAUGGAAGAAGGUUUGACGACGAUGAGGCAAUCGAGCUUUCCGACAAUGACGAGCCCUCGGCUAGGGUCAAACGAACUACAGCCAUGUCUGACGCCGAUAGAGAUGCUGAAGGCUCGCCUACUUCCCAACAAUCAUCACGUCCUCCGCCCUCCUCUUCCCCUGGGCCUUCCUCAGCUCCCGAAGACGAGUUUGAUAUCGACACUCUCAUUGCUGAAGAGGAAGCCCUCAGAGCGCAGCGUCCACCGCUACCAGGGCCCAUCUCCCCUGCAUCGCACUCCUACACCACUGCGAACGCCCAACCAGAACGCCUCCCAGAGACGAGCGACGAAGACGAGGCAAUGUGGGAUGCGCUCGACACGGACUUCACGGCGCCUACGCCUGCCCCACCGCCAGCGAGAGCGGCCCCCGUGCGAAGAGACGACGAGGACGAGGACAUGUGGGAUGUAGUGCGCGAGAUGGAGCAGGCGCAGGAGCAGACCAUGGCCCGACCUGCUCAGAGCGCUGGUGGUGGGCCGCCAUCUGGCACCAAUGACGAAGAUUGGGACGACAUGUACAUGUAGCUUUCUUCUUGGUUUCUGGCGACAUGUACGCUUCAGCAU
Molecule: messenger RNA, 1379 nt
Organism: Heterobasidion irregulare TC 32-1
Lineage: Eukaryota; Fungi; Basidiomycota; Agaricomycetes; Russulales; Bondarzewiaceae
Exons: 3
Coding region: 21-1340 (439 amino acids)
Biological process (GO): DNA replication checkpoint signaling; replication fork arrest; replication fork processing
Cellular component (GO): nucleus; replication fork protection complex
Molecular function (GO): DNA binding
Source: RefSeq, a predicted model, not a curated record